Molecule: messenger RNA, 650 nt
Organism: Daldinia decipiens
Lineage: Eukaryota; Fungi; Ascomycota; Sordariomycetes; Xylariales; Hypoxylaceae
Exons: 1
Coding region: 215-445 (76 amino acids)
Source: RefSeq, a predicted model, not a curated record
CUGCGCCUCGUUCUAUUCUACAUCAUUACGACAUUGGGGGGUGGGAUUCAAGGACAGUGAGCAAGCAGUUUGGCAUAUAAUAAUAAGGCUAUGUAGGUAUGUAUCGCUAAUAACUUCCUUUUUUCUUAGCUACCUCGAAAACCCCGCAAUAGCCAAGGACACUGCUGUUGGUGUCCUCCACAUUGUGGGAAAUCCGGGAUCGUAUAAUAUAAACAUGUGGCAGUACACGUCAACCCUACUGUAUUGGCUCGUCCGGCCGCUCUACUGCAGCCCGGUACCUGUGGAUGGGGAUAUAACCUUGGAUGACGCUGCUGCGGGACGAUACGCGAUGUGCGACGGGGCGGUGGCAUCCGGCGCAGAAGGAAGACCUGAUUAUGGCACUGCGCGGAGGAGACAAAGGUGGCUCUGGACGCGUUUGCGUUGCCGGGUUGUGCGGGUGGUGUGAGUCUCAGGUCCGAGGUUUUCUCUAGAGACCAUGAUCAGGACUUGAUAGGUAGUAUUUGGUAAGGUAAUUGUGGGUUUCGUUUCGUAUAUUCGGCAUUGUCGUAAUAUUUACUGCGAAUUCGUUUAGGUAGUAAUAGUUUUUCUCACUUGAAGCUAGCUUCAGCUUCUUACUUAAAUCAAAUCAAACUAUCUCAACACUGUUGCGC